This is a messenger RNA of Paramuricea clavata, 2754 nucleotides long. Lineage: Eukaryota; Metazoa; Cnidaria; Anthozoa; Malacalcyonacea; Plexauridae. The record is from the annotation of a GenBank genome assembly.
AGAAUUUACCCAAGUUGAACCUGCAUUGAAAGCUCUGAAGAAGAAGACUAUCGACCGACUGUUGUUUCCACACUACCUGGAUUUACUGUUCCUCAUGUCUGACCCAGAUGGCUCUUUACCGCUCUCUGAUAUCUAUAUUGUGAAGGAACUGGACAAAUCAUAUCAGAUUGGCAUGGUGUUGUCACAUGGCGAUGGUUCAUCGGUCCGUAAUCAGGAUUUUUAUACUUGUUUGGAAAUUAUGACAUCUAGGAUUUCAUCCGAGGUACGUCGGUUAGAUGAAUACACAUCACGAUCUUUCGGGCAUAUCACUCGAUUGACCUAAUAUAUAUUGAAGGGUUCUGUGGAUAGAAAUUUCGAGCGUAAAUUUGAUAUAUUUAUUUAUAAUAUAGCAUUUGUAAAUUCUGAACGCUGAUUGGCUAAGAGCCGUGUUGAUAUAAGGCAAUGUUAACACGGAAAUGUCGGAAAAUUUCUUUCUUUAUUUUUCUUUGUGCUAUAUUAUAAAACAAGUAUAAAACAUUUUUUCCGUAUUGAUAUACAGUUAUAUCAACACUCGUGGAAAUUGGGAAAACUUGAAAUUGUGUGAAAACACUCCGCCCUUCGGGCGUCGUGUUUCCACCCAAUUUCUCGUUUUCCCAAUUUCCACUCGUGUUGAUAUAACUGUAUAUCAACACGGAAAAUGUUUUAUAUUUAUUAGUUAGACCUAACCAGGAGCAACUGCGAAAAAUACCCUUAUACCAUACACUGGCAUCUCCCUAGGUCGUAUAUACAUCAAUUUAUGGUUAGCUCUUGAGAAUUGGAAUAUUUUGUUCCUUCAGGGGACCCAUGUAUGUUCCAAACAAAUACAAUAGAUAUUUUCUACAUUUUUACACCGCUCAUCAUUAGUAAAACUUAAUGUAAUGGAUCCUGGAUGAAUUUUGGCACCAAAAUAAUAAAAAUUGGCCUGGUAGAACUAAGUUAGCGUUAUGGUUGUUUUAAAGUAAAGUCUGGUCCAGCCGAUCAUGCAUCAAUGCUGUUAAGGAUUAAUACAGUCAUUAUAUUUGUUCUACUAGAAAAAAUAUAUUUUAAUAUUCUACAUGUUAAAUUCAUCUCUUAGAUUAACGAAUAAUUAAAGAGUACCCUCUAUAGUAUAGCCUGAACCGGCUUUUCGAAACUGCAUGCUCGUUCAGUUUUCGCUCGAAAAAAAUACAAAAAUAGCAUGGCUAUUAUCAACAAUAAUAUUCAUCAAUUUAUACUCUUGAUUUUUUCAGUACGAGUAUGACUACUCUCUUAUCGACAGCUCUAUCAUCGACAACGCCAAGAACACGUUUGACGUAGGACUGACCUUGCUAUAUCUUUACUACAUAUGGGGUGCGAUUGGCUUUAUGAUCAUUCUUGGAGUAGCUUUUGAUAUUUACAAUCUCUUAUACCACAAGCCUGGAAAGAUGAGUGCACAAGAUUCUUCAGGUAUUUUACUUGAGCCUAGCUUCGUUUACACCUGCCCUUGUAUUUGAUUUCAAUUUGAUUUAGUUAUUGCGCGUGUCUCUCAACUCUGCGAACGAAGUUAGAAUCUGCGAUAUGUUGCUUUAUUAUACUGUAAUAUCACAUAAUAAGUGCUUCGAGUUGGACUGUGACAUGCAAACACUGCAGUUUUUAUACUACUAACUUCCCAACGAAGAGCUUUCCAGGUGCGUAGUAACGAGGGGAAUGGGCUCUAUCCCCCUUUUCUUCAAGACCAAUUUUGUAAUUCCUCCAAUACUGAGGAGAAACUUGGAAGGGGGAGGUGGGGGAGGGGGAACGUAACCUCGUAAUUUUUCAUUUAUGACAUAAAACAGUACCAAAUCUGUGACUUUUGUAAAUUUGUAUUUUAUAUUAAUCCCGAAUACAUCUGCAACAACAACGUUGGUCUCGAUUAAUUAAGCCUAAAUUAAAGUCCGUGCCUAAUAUCCUGCAAGCAGGCCUGCUAUUUACGAGCAUCUAUUUGUCAAUGUAACUAAAUGUCAAUAUAUCACACCAAUUAGAAGUAUUAUGUGUAUCUUUCUGGAAGUCUUUGAAUUCAUUCUGGAUAAUGGAUAUCUUCUCUCUGGUUGCAUUUCCUCUUUUCUGCUGUCAGAUUCACUGUCCUGACUGGUAUCCAGUGCUGGGUGUCCGGCCCCAUUCCUCUAUGGUGGAUUUCGUGACAUUGGUUUCUUGACAGGUCGAAUCUUCUAAGGUUUAAGGUAAUUGUAACGGACAAUUUCUUCUUCAGUUCCAUUAUUCCUUCUCACUACAUAAGAUGUUUUGGUUUCCAACGUGGGCUUUACCACGUCAUAGGUUCCCGUCCAUCGAUUUGCAAAUGUUUUCGCCCGUAAAUUUCUAUAAGUUAUACAAAAUAAAAAUUAUAUAAGUUAAAUAAUUAUACAAAAUGAUGUAAAACUCAUUAUUUCAUUUUUUUUAUAAAAGGUCACUAGACUGGUUUAGUUUUCACUAUUUCUGGUGACCUGUGCCAUAUAAUAUUUAUAUAUAUAAAAUAUCAUGUAAUGUUAUUUUACUUGAUGGUGCGAAUAAAUUGUUGUUGUUGUUGUUGUUGUUGUUGUUGUUGUUGUUGUUGUUGUUGUUGUUGUUGUUGUUGUUGUUGUUGUUGUUGUUGUUGUUGUUGUUGUUGUUGUUGUUGUUGUUGUUGUUGUAGUUGUUGUUGUAGUUGUUGUUGUUGUCGUUGUCGUUGUCGUUGUCGUUGUCGUUGUCGUUGUCGUUGUCGUUGUCGUUGUCGUUGUCGUUGUCGUUGCCGUUGCCGUUGCC